AUGGGACAACAACCUCAGGGGACAACCUCAGGGGACAACCUCAGGGGACAACAACCACAGGGGACAACCUCAGGGGACAACCACAGGGGACAACAACCUCAGGUGACAACAACCUCAGGAGACAACCUCAGGGGACAACAACCUCAGGGGACAACCUCAGGUGACAACAACAAAAGGGGACAACCACAGGGGACAACCACAGGGGACAACCUCAGGGGACAACCUCAGGGGACAACCACAGGUGACAACCUCAGGGGACAACCUCAGGGGACAACCACAGGGGACAACCACAGGGGACAACCUCAGGUGACAACCUCAGGGGACAACCUCAGGGGACAACCACAGGGGACAACCUCAGGGGACAACCACAGGGGACAACCACAGGGGACAACAACCACAGGGGACAACCACAGAAGACAACCACAGGUGACAACAACCACAGGGGACAACAACCACAUUGGACAACCACAGGGGACAACCACAGGGGACAACAACCACAGGGGACAACCACAGGGGACAACCACAGGGGACAACAACCACAGGGGACAACCACAGAAGACAACCACAGGUGACAACCUCAGGGGACAACCUCAGGGGACAACCUCAGGGGACAACCUCAGGGGACAACAACCACAGGGGACAACCACAGGGGACAACCUCAGGGGACAACCACAGGUGACAACCUCAGGGGACAACAACCACAGGGGACAACCUCAGGGGACAACCUCAGGGGACAACAACCACAGGGGACAACCUCAGGGGACAACCUCAGGGGACAACAACCACAGGGGACAACCUCAGGUGACAACCUCAGGGGACAACAACCACAGGGGACAACCACAGAAGACAACCACAGGUGACAACCUCAGGGGACAACAACCACAGGGGACAACCUCAGGUGACAACCUCAGGGGACAACCUCAGGGGACAACAACCUCAGGGGACAACCUCAGGGGACAACCUCAGGCGACAACCUUUGGGGACAACAACCUCAGGGGACAACCUCAGGGGACAACCUCAGGGGACAACAACCACAGGGGACAACCACAGAAGACAACCACAGGUGACAACCUCAGGGGACAACAACCACAGGGGACAACCUCAGGGGACAACCACAGAAGACAACCACAGGUGACAACCUCAGGGGACAACAACCACAGGGGACAACCUCAGGGGACAACCUCAGGGGACAACAACCACAGGGGACAACCUCAGGUGACAACAACCACAGGGGACAACCACAGAAGACAACCACAGGUGACAACCUCAGGGGACAACAACCACAGGGGACAACCUCAGGUGACAACCUCAGGGGACAACCUCAGGGGACAACAACCUCAGGGGACAACCUCAGGGGACAACCUCAGGCGACAACCUUUGGGGACAACAACCUCAGGGGACAACCUCAGGGGACAACCUCAGGGGACAACAACCACAGGGGACAACCACAGAAGACAACCACAGGUGACAACCUCAGGGGACAACAACCACAGGGGACAACCUCAGGUGACAACCUCAGGGGACAACAACCACAGGGGACAACCACAGAAGACAACCACAGGUGACAACCUCAGGGGACAACAACCACAGGGGACAACCUCAGGGGACAACAACAACAGGGGACAACCACAGGGGACAACCUCAGGGGACAACCACAGGGGACAACCACAGGGGACAACCACAGGGGACAACCACAGGGGACAACCUCAGGGGACAACCACAGGGGACAACCUCAUGGGACAACCUCAGGGGACAACCUUUGGGGACAACAACCUCAGGGGACAACCUCAGGGGACAACCUCAGGGGACAACCACAGGGGACAACCACAGGUGACAACCACAGGGGACAACCACAGGGGACAACCACAGGUGACAACCUCAGGGGACAACAACCACAGGGGACAACCACAUGGGACAACCACAGGUGACAACCACAGAUGA
Physella acuta is the source of this 1941-nucleotide messenger RNA. RefSeq names its product autotransporter adhesin BpaC-like. Lineage: Eukaryota; Metazoa; Mollusca; Gastropoda; Physidae. The record is from RefSeq and is a predicted model, not a curated record.